AUGGGCCCCGCGCGCUGGCUGGCGCUGGGCAGCCUCCUCGCCCUGGGCGCGCGGCUGGAAGGCCGGCUGGUGGGCGAGGGGGACCCCGGCUUCGGCGAGUGUGACCGGUUCUUCUACGCCGGGACCCCGCCCGCAGGGCUGGCGGCCGAGGGCCACGUGAAGAUCUGCCAGCGCUCCGCGGGCGCCGCGCGCUUCGCCACCCUGUACAGCCCCGCGGCCCGCGGGCCCGUGUUCUCCGCCUUCCGCGCCCCGCGCCCCGCGCCCGCCGGCGCCGAGCCGCACUGGCUGGUGGAGCCGCAGAUCGAUGAUCCCAACAGCAACCUUGAGGAGGUGAUUAAUGAGGCUGACGCCAUCACCACUGUGGACAGUCUGGGAAGCAAGCAAGCCUUGACUACAGAUUACCUGGAUUCUGAUUAUCAGAGAGGACAGCUGUACCCGUUCUCCCUCAGCAAUGACUUGCACGUGGCCACAUUCGCUCUCACAAAUGCAGUUCCGAUGACCCAGACCUUCCAGGAACGGUGGUACAUGAAUCUGAACAGCCUCAUGGACCAGGCCCUGACCCCACAGUGUGGAGGUGGGAACGACCUAUACAUCAUCACAGGCGCCGUGCCCUCAGACGUCAAAGUCAAAGACAAGGUGACCAUCCCUAAGUUUGUUUGGCUGGCAGCCUGCUGUGCUGUCCCCGGAGGAGGCUGGGCCAUGGGCUUUGUCAAGCACACCACGGGCAGUGAUGUCAUAGAAGAUGUGAUGGUGAAAGAACUGGAGAAACUGCUUCCGUCGAACCCUCAGUUGUUCCAGAACAACUGUGGCGAAACAGAACAGGACACGGAGAAAAUGAAAAAAAUCCUGGAAAUGGUGAACCAAGUCCAGGAUGAAGAGCGGAUGGUGCAAUCUAAAGAAACCAGCAGCGCCGUCCCCAGCACAAGGAGCAAGAGGUCUGCUCUGCAGCCUCCAGACGCCCCCGAGGAAAGGAGUAGCCUUCUGGGGAAUCUCGUAGGCUUCAUCGCCACCCCGUUCAUCAAGCUUUCCCAACUAAUUUGCUGCCUUGUGGUGGGCAUCCUGAAGAACACUGUGUAUGUCCUGUGGUAUGCCGCCAAGCAGGUGAUUAAUGGCAUCGAAAGUUGCCUUUACCACCUGGGUUCAGCCACUAUCUCCUACUUCUUGGCCAUUGGGGAAGAGUUGGCAAGCAUUCCCUGGAAGGUACUCAAAGUCAUACUCAAAAUCAUCAGGGCCAUUCUCCGGAUCCUCUGUUGUCUGCUGAAGGUUGUUUGCCGCAUUCUGGGCAUCCCUGUCCGAGUCCUCGUGGAUGUGGCCUCUUUCCCUGUGUACACCAUGGGCGCCAUUCCCAUCGUGUGCAAGGACAUUGCAGUGGGCCUUGGUGGCGCCAUCUCUCUGCUCUUUGACACUGCUUUUGGUACCAUGGGUGGCCUAUUUCAGGUUGUCUUUAGCGUUUUCAAGCGGAUUGGCUAUAAGGUUACUUUUGAAAAUUCUGGGGAGUUAUAG
Messenger RNA from Pipistrellus nathusii (Nathusius's pipistrelle), 1503 nucleotides. NCBI's taxonomy places the organism in Eukaryota, Metazoa, Chordata, Mammalia, Chiroptera, Vespertilionidae. The record is from the annotation of a GenBank genome assembly.